GUUUUUCCGUUUCGGUGCCGGCGGUCAGGCGGCGGUGACAGUUCCAAAAUGAGCGAGGCGGCUGGGCUCCGGCAGCGCCGGCCCCCGCGGCCGCCGGUCGUCACGGACGACAGCCAGACCCCGGAGGCCCAGGAUGGCAGGAAACAAUCCAACCAAGCGUCUGCCACCAUUAACAAGGACCUGCUUCCCUCCAGUUUCCAACUUAUUUCUGACAUCUUUUGGAGCCAUCACCAGCAGUGCCUCCAAUCUCCUUUAGCGGCAGAGUUUUCCGAGUGACCUUUUUGAUGCUGGCUGUUUCCUUCACCGUUCCCCUGCUCGGAGCCAUGAUGCUGCUGGAUUCCCCCAUAGAUCCACAGCCUCUCAGCUUCAAAGAACCCCCUCUCUUGCAUGGUGUUCUGCAACCAAAUACGAAGUUACGACAGGCGGAAAGACUAUUUGAAAAUCAACUUGUUGGGCCAGAGUCCAUAACAAAUAUUGGGGAUGUGAUAUUUACUGGUACCGCAGAUGGCCGGGUCAUAAAAAUUGAAAACGGUGAAAUAGAUACCAUCGCCCGGUUUGGGUCGGGCCCAUGCAAAACCCGAGACGACGAGCCUACUUGUGGAAGACCCCUGGGCAUCCGGGUGGGGCCCAAUGGGACCCUUUUUGUGGUUGACGCAUACAAGGGACUAUUUGAAGUGAAUCCCUGGACACGUGAAGUGAAAUUGUUGCUGUCCUCUGACAUACCCAUCGAGGGGCGGAAAAUGUCCUUUGUGAACGACCUUACAAUAACUCGGGAUGGGAGGAAGAUUUAUUUUACGGAUUCCAGCAGCAAAUGGCAAAGACGAGAUUUUCUGCUUCUGGUUAUGGAGGGAACGGAUGAUGGGCGCCUGCUGGAGUACGAUACUGAGACCAAAGAAGUAAAGGUUUUACUGGACCAGUUGCGGUUCGCUAACGGAGUGCAGCUUUCUCCUGACGAGGACUUCGUCCUGGUGGCAGAGUUGACCAUGGCCAGGAUAAGGAGAGUCUACGUGUCUGGCCUGAUGAAGGGAGGGGUCGACAUGUUCGUGGAGAACCUGCCUGGAUUCCCAGACAACAUCCGGCCCAGCAGCUCCGGGGGUUACUGGGUCUGCAUGUCGAGCAUUCGCCCCAACCCUGGGUUUUCAAUGUUGGAUUUCUUAUCCGAGAGACCUUAUAUUAAAAGAAUGAUUUUUAAGCUGUUUAGUCAGGAGACGGUGAUGAAGUUUGUGCCACGGUAUAGCCUCGCCCUAGAACUCAGCAGCAGUGGUACCAUCCAGAGAAGUCUGCAUGAUCCUGAUGGGCAGGUGGCCACCUACAUCAGCGAAGCGCACGAGCAUGACGGGUACCUCUACCUGGGCUCCUUCAGGUCCCCCUUCCUCUGCAGACUCAGCCUUCAGUCUCUUUAGCCACCCGAUGGCAGCCCUGAUCGUGGCUGUGCCAGGAGUUGGCACAUGGCACCACCUGGUCUAGGAGGCACCAUGGACACAGCCCUUUUCACUUGUAGCACUGUUCCUUGGAAGUGUGGUGUGACCCUGGGGAGGUAUGUGCCCCUGCAGGACAGACUCACCUGGGUUUGACUUUGCACUUAGAGGGAAGCUUAGCAUAUGCCAUUGGAAGAUAUGUUCAUGUAAAGCCAUUUUCUCUUAAAAAAUUCUAAGUACGGUAGUUCUCUAGGACUUGGGGGAUAUGCACUUUUAGCAGGCCUCAGAGUUUUGAUGGAUAGAGCAGUAGAUGAGUUGUCCAGGCAUCUGGCUCUGUACUGCCAGCCUCAGUAUCUUCAUUAUAAAACAGGGUGAUGCCUGCUUAUGGGGAGGAGCAAAGGAAGGGCAAGGAGUGCUCAGUGCAAAAGGGCCUGUGCAAGCGCGACCUCAGCACGACUUCUCCAGAGCUGAGCAGGGCACGGCCUCCACCCCUGGCCUUUUCCUCCCAUUGCUUCCACCCCCAACCUCCUCCGGUUCAUAACAGGGUUUUAAAAAAAACUCCUGAGUCCUGUCAUAUACAGGCAGGGAUCUGAGUAAGUGCAUAGGAGAAGCAUGAUUUCAAAAGCUCCAAGAGGACUACCUGGGUUACUCUCUGAACAACCUACCACACGAAUGAAUGACCCAGCAGCUGGGUGAGUUUAGGGCAGUCCUAUUUACACACCUUUGUUCCUCACCUCUAGACCCACAGGUGUGAAUAGUACGGGUGUUAAUGUCAUAUAUGCUUCAGUGUCAAAAGCCCAAAGUUGCUCUAUGUCUACACACUGGUCAUAGUUUUGUCAGGGAGACCUCUGUAGUGAUGAUAAUUAAAUAAACGUUUAUGCUGAUUAACUAUUUGUGAUGGUGUUGCCUAGGAGUUUCUUCUCUUCUUUAAAUAUAAUUAUCAGUGACUGAAAUCUGACUCCAACCCGUGCUGAUGUGAGGAUCCUUUUAGCUGGGAUCUUGUUUUAGGGUCAAGCAGUUCCUCUGGGGACCCCUCAGGGGGCAGCAGCGGCCUCAGGCCAUUGCCUCCGGCCUUGAUUCAUUUUUGGGUAAGUUGAUAGCACACUGCUCCCUGUUUUCCAACCUACAGAGUGGGGCUGAUACCUGUUUCUGAAGAAAUGUCCUGAAGGACAGUUUGGGCUUCUGGGAUAGUUUUUAAGAACUUGACUGGACAGUAUUUUAAUAGGUAAUGAUACAGUUCAAAGGGGAUUGAGAGCUGUGGUGAAAUCUGAACCUUUGUGUCUUGUCACACUGGCUGGCCUCCAACCCCUUCCCUCCCUUUUCCAGUGUAGCCAGCUCUGCCCAUGCCCUGGUCAGCCUGAUUUCGGGGGAAGGAAGUCCAGAGUCUAGCGGUGGCCUCAUCUCUGUCACCCUCUUCCGGCCGGCUUUAUGCAGCAACAGUAGAACUGAGUCAAAGACUGGCUUCAGUCUA
Messenger RNA from Myotis daubentonii (Daubenton's bat), 2889 nucleotides. RefSeq names its product adipocyte plasma membrane associated protein (gene APMAP). Gene Ontology annotation, cellular component: endomembrane system. Gene Ontology annotation, molecular function: arylesterase activity. NCBI's taxonomy places the organism in Eukaryota, Metazoa, Chordata, Mammalia, Chiroptera, Vespertilionidae. The record is from RefSeq and is a predicted model, not a curated record.